UAUUGUAACUUCUACCCCGGUGGCGAAACUUUAAACGAAUGAAGAGCUUCGGGUGCGAGAGCAGCGAAUGACCGUACAUCGAAGUAUUAUGGGACGUUUAUCCACUAGUAUUUAAACUCAGGUGAUAUUAUAUCAAUAGUAUGUCAUGUCAAGUAAGUAUUAAAUCAGAACAGAGUUUGACAUGACUUAUAGUAACGGUACCGCACGGAAUUCCAGUAAGUUAGAUUGACAGGCGUAACGUUAACUCUCCUCAACAUGACAUUUGUGAUUCAACUCGAAUGAAUGAAUAUUAAGUUAACUCGAAAAAGUUCUGAACGCGGUUGAAUCGAGUGAAAAUGGGAGAUGAAUCAAAGUCAGUGGAAGAAGGAGAGGUAAAUGCUAAUAUAUAUUUUUCAAAAACACCCGUGACUGAUGCGGAGGUGAGUUCUGAUCAUCACAACACACCGCCGGAAACGCGUUUAUACAAAAAAAGAUGGAUAAUGGUGUGUUUAUUCAGCUCAUAUUCGCUGUGUAACUCGUAUCAAUGGAUUCAAUACGGAAUCAUCAACAAUAUCUUCAUGCGCUUCUACGGCGUGGACUCUUUCACCAUUGACUGGAUGUCCAUGAUUUACAUGUUGACGUACAUUCCUCUCAUUUUUCCCGUCUCUUGGCUCCUGGAUAAACAAGGUCUGAGGGUUAUCGCGCUCGUGGCCACGGCUCUGAAUUGCGCGGGCACGUGGAUCAAGGUGGCCAGCGCGAGACCGGACCUUUUUCCCGUGACAUUUUUGGGUCAGUUCAUGUGCUCCGUGGCUCAGGUGUUUAUUCUCGGGAUGCCCUCGCGCAUCGCAUCGGUGUGGUUCGGGUCGGACGAGGUGUCCACUGCAUGCUCCAUCGGGGUCUUCGGAAAUCAGUUGGGGAUUGCAAUCGGCUUCCUCGUUCCACCCAUACUGGUUCCAAAUGUGGACGAUCUGGACACGUUAGCGUCUAACAUCAGAGUCAUGUUCUACAUAACAGCGGGUGUGGCCACAUUCUUGUUUGUGUUGGUUGUCUUUGUGUUUCAGGAGCGUCCGGAGAUCCCUCCCACCCACUCUCAGGCCGCGGCUCGGCAGAUCUCUCCGGAGAGCUACUCAUAUACAGCUUCCAUUGUCAGGCUGCUCCGCAACAAAGCCUUCAUCCUCCUCGUCAUCACUUAUGGGCUGAAUGUUGGCUGUUUCUAUGCUGUCAGUACGCUUCUCAACCGAAUGAUCAUUGAACACUAUCCUGGAGAGGAGGUGAACGCCGGCAGGAUCGGCCUCACAAUCGUGAUCGCUGGCAUGGUGGGAUCCCUCAUCUGUGGAGUCUGGUUAGACCGAUCUAAAACAUACAAACAAACCACUCUAGCUGUGUAUCUGAUGUCCCUGGUGGGUAUGAUGAUUUAUGCUUUUACCUUGGAUUUGGGUCACCUGUGGGUGGUCUUCAUCACAGCGGGAACCCUCGGGUUCUUCAUGACGGGUUAUCUUCCCCUUGGUUUUGAGUUUGCAGUCGAAUUGACUUACCCAGAGUCUGAGGGGACGUCUUCAGGGCUUCUGAACUGCUCUGCACAGGUAUUUGGGAUCAUAUUUACGAUCUGUCAGGGGAAAAUGAUGGACUCGUUCAAUACGCUGGCUGGAAAUCUCUUUCUAUGUGGGUUCCUGCUGAUAGGAACCUUCAUUACAGCCUUUAUUAAGUCAGAUCUGCGCAGACAGUUGGCGAACCAGCAAGCAGUGGCAGCUGCAGCGUUGGGCAGGUCAUACGUUCAGGAUCACUGUGGGACGUCACUCCUUCCAUCCACACACAUGUGACCAAUCAAUCACUGCCUGAUUUUUUUGCACACUGUGGUUCAGAGCCAUUUGGAAACAUCUCCAGCACAAGCUUUUGAAGCCAAACUCUAAUGUGACAUCAUAACAUGGACCUUUUCUUUUUCUGUGACACUGUUUAUAUUUUAUAGUUUGUAACCAGCCUUGAAUUUUGAUUUAUUUUGCCUGAGACAAAAUGAUUUUGUGACAUUUGAAUCGGGAUGUAUUUGCAUUGUCAAAUGUCUGCAUUUUAACAGCCAAGGACUGACUAAGUGUUUGUUUGUUCAUAUGGUGUGAUCAUGUUUAAUCGAUCACUAAUCAUCUCAAUAAGACAUAUUCUAAUUUUACAUCAGUUUAUCAAUUUUUGUUUUCAAUUUAAAUUAUUAAUGUUACCAUUUUUUUCUUGCAAAAAACAUUUUUAUGGAAACUCAUUGGAUAAUGAAAUUCUUCAGUGAAACCUAUUGGAGCGAGAAAUGUUUCAGUAUUAUGUGAACUAGGAACCAAAUCUGUUUCUGAACAGCUAAAUAUGCAAUGUUGGCUUCCAUCUAUCUAUGCAGUAAUGUGUACUGAAAAAUGUUUCAAUAUUUUUAUACAAGUGUUUUGUAUUUUGACCCUAUAUUUAAAGUUAUGUGAAGUCCAUCUGAACAAAUCACAAUGAAUAAAACAACACUAGCAUCUAAAGCA
Pimephales promelas (fathead minnow) is the source of this 2477-nucleotide messenger RNA. It is a transcript of the gene flvcr2b, whose product is annotated as FLVCR choline and putative heme transporter 2b. Gene Ontology annotation, cellular component: membrane. Gene Ontology annotation, molecular function: heme binding; heme transmembrane transporter activity. Gene Ontology annotation, biological process: transmembrane transport; heme export. NCBI's taxonomy places the organism in Eukaryota, Metazoa, Chordata, Actinopteri, Cypriniformes, Leuciscidae. The record is from RefSeq and is a predicted model, not a curated record.